AUGGCGACCGAAACUCCCUUGGCUCUCUUGGAAAAACUGCCAGUGCCGACCCUGGACCGGCCGUUCGGCAUCCAUCUCUGGCCCAUCUUCAGCAAGGCGUUCGAGUACGUCGUCGGUUACCCAGCCGAUGACUUCAGGUUCCAACCGGGCGUGACGCCCAUGUCGACCCUCAAGGAGACGAGCAUUUUCAUCGUCAUCUAUUACACAGUUAUCUUUGGCGGCCGGGAGUUGAUGCGCAACCGCGAGCCUUUCAAGCUGCGCACGCUCUUUUUGAUCCACAACUUCUACCUCACCGCCAUCAGCGCCAUCCUGCUCGCCCUCUUCAUGGAGCAGAUCAUUCCCACUGUUGCCCGCCAUGGUAUCUUCCAUGCCAUCUGCGCCAUUGAGGGCGGCUGGACCCAGCCCCUGGUGGUUCUCUACUACUUGAACUACCUUACCAAGUACCUCGAGCUUCUGGAUACCUGCUUCCUCUUCCUCAAGAAGAAGCCCUUGACCUUCCUUCACUGCUAUCACCACGGCGCAACGGCUCUCCUGUGCUACACGCAGCUUAUCGGGUCGACGUCGGUUUCGUGGGUUGUCAUCUCGCUGAACCUGAUGGUUCACGUGGUCAUGUACUGGUACUACUUCCAGAGCGCGCGUGGCGUCAAGAUCUGGUGGAAGGAGUGGAUCACGCGUCUGCAGAUCAUUCAGUUCAUCAUCGACCUCGGCUUCGUGUACUUCGCGUCCUGGACCUACUUCGCCUCAACCUACUUCCCAUGGGUCCCCAACAAGGGCAAGUGCGCGGGCGAGGAGUUCGCUGCCUUCUCGGGCAUUGCCAUCCUCAGCUCCUACCUCCUGCUCUUCAUCUCGUUCUACCUUGCCACGUACAAGAAGGACGGCAAGCGACCGAGCGGGCGCAAGGCCGUGCGGAGGAUGAGCCAGGCGCCUCUGCCGGACCCGAUCCAUGGCACAGCCGCCAACGCCAACGGCUAUGCCAACGCUGACGCCAAAUCGACUGGCGUCAAGACCAACGGCUUGGCCACGCGCUCGCGGAGAGCCUAGGAGAGGGUCGCGAGGAAGGCGGCGGAGCGAUACUUGUGAGCGCAUGCGCCCCAUUUUAGGGCGCGUCAGCCAGGAUAAUAGACGGGUGUGAUUUGUACAACACACGGCCGUGCGGGGGCAAAUAGAUGUGCCUUUGGGAAGAUUGGGCACAAUUUCCUCGACACUAUCAUAACAGCAUCUCGGUAUUCAUCACGGAGUUAUAAUGGGGGAAAAGGUCAUUUCUCGGGGACUCCGGGGGGAUGUGGGUGUGGGUGUUCUCAUGAUGACGUACGGGGGAUUCAAGGGCGUGGUCGUAUCAUGACGGCGGUGAAGGCGCGUGUAUAAUGAUGGAUGGGCUAAGGAGGGGUCUACCACCAACGAGCGAGCGACACAUCUAAUGCCGGCGUCGUCGUGCCGAGCUGCAACCGAAGGCAACAGAAGGUUGCAGACCAGUCCGCGGGUCUGGAGGCGCACGGUUUCCGACAGACAUGGUGCAGACUCGAGUCUGAGUCUUUCGAUUUCAUGCCUUCGUUUCGUUGUGUAUACGAUUGUCAUGUACUACUUGCCCGAGCGGAUACAGAGCGAGGCGCACACUAUAAACAGUCUUAAUAAUAACAUUCGGUUGAACUUCC
This is a messenger RNA of Thermothelomyces thermophilus ATCC 42464, 1652 nucleotides long. Its product is annotated as fatty acid elongase. The transcript is spliced from 3 exons. Bases 1 to 1041 code for a protein of 346 amino acids. Gene Ontology annotation, molecular function: fatty acid elongase activity. The record is from RefSeq and is a predicted model, not a curated record. Gene Ontology annotation, biological process: very long-chain fatty acid biosynthetic process; fatty acid elongation, saturated fatty acid; fatty acid elongation, monounsaturated fatty acid. Gene Ontology annotation, cellular component: endoplasmic reticulum membrane. Lineage: Eukaryota; Fungi; Ascomycota; Sordariomycetes; Sordariales; Chaetomiaceae.